Molecule: messenger RNA, 630 nt
Organism: Brassica rapa (field mustard)
Lineage: Eukaryota; Viridiplantae; Streptophyta; Magnoliopsida; Brassicales; Brassicaceae
Biological process (GO): ubiquitin-dependent protein catabolic process
Molecular function (GO): ubiquitin protein ligase activity
Source: RefSeq, a predicted model, not a curated record
AUGGAAACCAAAUCAUUCAAGGUCGAAGUCAUUGCACAUGCAACACCUCAAGGUCUGUCCUUAGGUUUUUUGAACUCGGUGUCGAUACGUCAAAGUUGGGAGAUCGAAGAACUUCUCGUGGACGAGAAUGACGACGGGAAUAUCACCAGUCUCGGCUCUUACCCCGAUCCUUCUUUCCCCGACAAACCAUCCGUCCUCAGACUCAGAGUCCAAGACUUUGCACCGACCACCGUUCAUCAACUUAUCCAUAACCGAUUCAACGACCCUCUCUUGUCUCGACUCAUAACCGAUCAAAUCGUUGUUGAAUCCAGACGGAGAGACCUACCACAAGGACCCUUGUUGAUGACGGUGUUCGUCAAAUUUACCAAGAAGGACUAUGUAGUCAUGCCUUGUAAUUCUGCUCCCCUGACAAUGACAGUAGAAGAACCGUGUGCCAUCUGUCUAGAGGAUAUGUCGGAGUCGGGACAGGCCUUCUGCCAACCGCCGGGGUGUGUGCAUGUGUUUCAUGAAGAUUGUUUCGUCAAGUGGUUGGGUCGACAUGACUCAUGCCCUCUCUGUCGCCUAUCCACAAACCCGUUAACCAACAAACCGAGUAGAAUUUUGGAAGAGUUAACAGAGGCUUGCAAUUAG